CCAAUUAUUUUAAAUUUUCAACUUUUUAAUUUAGAAUACUUUAUUCAAAAAAAAGUCAAAACACGUUAUACAAUAGUUUUUCUUUCAAGUUAUAGAUAGAAUAUUCACAUGGCAUGCAUGUUUGACUUUAUAUAAAUACCGAAGAAGAUGGAGUAAGAAUUUGACGGUAGAGACGAAAGAAAAAAAAAGAAGCAAAACAAAAUAGAGAAAGAGAAAGAAAGAGAGGAUGGUGAUAAAGAAAAUCGAGCUAUGCAUAGAGAUUACGAAGAUAACAAUGGAGUUCUUGGUGGUGGUGGCUGACGCCGUCACAAUCUUCUUAAGGCAAUCUUCUCCACCUCCUCCGGCUCUACUCCGCCAUGGUCUCUACUCAUACUCUGCCUCCCCUAAUCCUCCUUCUUCCCAUUACAUCAUCGGCUUUCUUCCCUAAGUUUGUAAUCGUUUCGUUUUAAUGCUUUGUACAUACUAUACAUAUGUAUAUUCUUGCCUUUUUUUUUAUAAUGAAUGUCCUUGUAUAUUAAUUUCUUAAUUUUCGAAUAAAUCACCUCUCACCUUACUUUCUCUAUAUGUAUGUUUAUUUUUAUAAACAAGAACUAGUUUUUAGCCAUUCUCAUACGUUAUCACACUAGAGUUUUUAACUGUUUGUUUCGCUCUUAGAUUGUUAGAAUUCGAUGUGGAAAAGAAAAAUGAAACCCAUGAUUAUCAUAUUAACAUAUUGUUCCAAGAUAUUUUCAAAUUAG
Messenger RNA from Arabidopsis thaliana (thale cress), 737 nucleotides. RefSeq lists its product as uncharacterized. The record is from RefSeq and is marked reviewed. The transcript has a single exon. Lineage: Eukaryota; Viridiplantae; Streptophyta; Magnoliopsida; Brassicales; Brassicaceae. Bases 227 to 427 code for a protein of 66 amino acids.